Molecule: messenger RNA, 1770 nt
Organism: Pseudomassariella vexata
Lineage: Eukaryota; Fungi; Ascomycota; Sordariomycetes; Amphisphaeriales; Pseudomassariaceae
Product: 5'-nucleotidase
Exons: 2
Coding region: 1-1770 (589 amino acids)
Biological process (GO): nucleotide catabolic process
Molecular function (GO): nucleotide binding; hydrolase activity, acting on ester bonds; metal ion binding
Source: RefSeq, a predicted model, not a curated record
AUGGCUCGUUCUAUGCUCUCGCUCUUAUCGCUUGCGACUGCUAGCUUGGUCGGUCUAGCUUCAGCCGAGGAUGUGCUCUACAGUCAGCGUAUGUCGAAGCGUUUCAUCGACGACGAGGGGAAUUACAACAUUUCCUUCUACCACAUCAACGAUGUCCACGCGCAUCUUGACCAGUUCUCGUCAUCCGGCACCGACUGCACGAGUCCCACCGAGGGCUGCUACGGAGGGUAUGCCAGGGUGAAGACGGUAUUGGACGAUACGCGGCCAGAGCACCCCGACAGCCUGCUUCUGAACGUCGGCGACGAAUUCCAAGGCACAUUGUUCUACAGCUUCUACAGGGGCGAGAAGAUCGCCGAAACGCUGAACCAGAUAGGUUUCGAUGGCAUGACCAUUGGCAACCACGAGUUUGACGGUGGCGACGACGAGCUGGGCGACUUUCUCAAGAACCUAACCUUUCCCAUCAUCUCCGCCAACAUUGUCUCGGAUAACGAAAAACUGAAUUCAACCAUCAAGCCGUACCAUAUCUAUGAUGAGUACGAGCUGGCUGUCAUCGGUGUUACGACCGAGACCACCGCCAGUAUCAGCAGUCCAGGCUCUGGUACCACGUUCACCGAUGCCAUUGAGGCCGUCCAGAACACAGUUGACCUGAUAAGGAGCACCACCAACAUCACCCGCAUUGCCGCCAUUACUCAUAUUGGCUAUGAAGAGGACAUGCGUCUGGCACAGGAGACCACUGGUCUCUACUUUAUUAUGGGUGGCCAUUCGCACACCCUCCUAGGCGACAUGGAGGAUGCUUCGGGACCUUAUCCGACUAUUGAGCAGAACAAGGAUGGUGAUGACGUCUUCAUAGUCACCGCCUACCGCUGGGGCGAAUACCUGGGAUAUAUUGACGUGACCUACGAUGCCGAGGGCAAGGUCCUCGCAUACCACGGUGCGCCUAUCCAUCUGACCAACACCACGGAGCAGGACGAGGAUCUGCAAGAGCAGGUCGACGCUUGGAGGGAGCCAUUUGAGGAGUUCGCCGCGGAAGAGGUUGGCACGACGAACGUGGUCCUUGAUCAGAGCACCUGUCAGGAAGGAGAGUGUCUCCUUGGCGACUUCAUCGCAGAUGCCAUGCUCCAAUACCGCCUCGAUGCAGAUGCAGAUAUUGCGUUCGCCGUGACUAACGCGGGUGGCAUCCGAGCCACAAUCGACGCCGGUCCUAUCACCCGUGGCCAAGUUCUCACCGCGUUUCCUUUCGGCAACGCCGUCGUGGAGCUGACGUACACAGGGGAAGAGUUAUGGACCGUAUUUGAGGGCGUUGUCUCCGGGGUCAAUCAGAUCAACGGUGAAGAAGUCACGUCUUUUUUCCAGAUCAGCAAGGGUAUCAAGGUCGAGUACAACCCAGACGGCGAAGUUGGCAGCCGUCUCGAGACUAUCACGAUUGGCGAUUCGCCCAUAGACAACUCCACCACGUACACCAUUGUCACUAUUGAUUUCUUGGCCGGUGGUGGUGACAACAUCUUCGAGCCUGUGGAUGACCUCGUCGUACUUGACACCCUUGACGAGGUUCUCGUCGAGUAUAUCAAGGCGCAGAGCCCCAUCGACAUUGAGCUAGACGGCAGAAUCUCUACUGUCACUGGUGGGUCUGGUUCUGGCUCGGGGGACGCCACUGGAACAGCAACUGGUACCGCUUCAACGCCAUCAGAGACCAGCAACGGUGUGAGUGGUCUUGGACCAUGUAUUGCUCUGUUUGUAUUCACCCUCAUGCUAAGUAUAGUGGUGCUGUAA